UACAUUUCAGGAAUCCAACCAAUGAUGGUCAACCAAACAAUCGUGAAGGAAUUCAUUCUUGUAGGCUUCUCUGUUUACCCACAUGUACAGACUUGUCUCUUUGUGGUCUUCUUUUGCCUGUAUAUGGUCACUCUUGCAGGCAACCUGGCCAUCAUGGGUUUGACUUGGGUGGUCAGAUCUCUCCACACUCCUAUGUACUUCUUCCUCAGUGCACUAUCCUUCUCUGAGACGUGCUAUACCCUGACUAUCAUCCCUAAGAUGCUGGUCGAUCUGUUAGACAAGGACAACCGCAUUUCGGUCACAGGUUGUGGCUUGCAGAUGUGUUUCUUCCUGGGUCUUGGAGGAACAAACUGUAUCCUUCUCACUUUGAUGGGAUAUGACCGAUUUCUGGCCAUCUGCAACCCCCUCAGAUAUCCUCUUCUAAUGACCAAUGUUGCAUGUGGACAACUUGUGGCCUCUGCCUGGAUUGGAGGCUUCUUUAUUUCUCUAAUUGAGACAUCACUGAUAUUCAGGGUGUCUUUCUGCAUCCCUAACCUCAUCAGACAUUUCUUUUGCCAUAUGAGGGCAGUUCUGAGGCUGUCCUGCACAGACAGUAACUUCACAGAAUUCAUUGUAACACUCAUGUCAGUGUCUGGUUUGCUGGGUACAUUCUUGCUCAUCCUCCUGACUUAUGUGUUCAUCCUUUCUUCUGUUCUCAAGAUCCCCUCAGCUGAGGGUAAACAAAAGGCAUUUUCUACCUGUGCCUCACACCUCACUGUGGUCAUCAUCCACUUUGGUUUUGCAUCUGUUGUUUAUAUGAAGCCAGAAAACUCCGGGGGAGACGACACACUCAUAGCAGUUCCAUAUACUGUCAUUACCCCUUUCCUCAGUCCCAUCAUAUUCACACUCAGGAAUAAAGAUAUGAAGAAUGCUUUUAGAAAGAUCAUGAGAAAGACAGUAGUCUUGAAAAAAUAA
Mastomys coucha (southern multimammate mouse) is the source of this 954-nucleotide messenger RNA. RefSeq names its product olfactory receptor 10X1-like. The coding region runs from base 22 to 954 and encodes 310 amino acids. The transcript has a single exon. NCBI's taxonomy places the organism in Eukaryota, Metazoa, Chordata, Mammalia, Rodentia, Muridae. Gene Ontology annotation, molecular function: G protein-coupled receptor activity; olfactory receptor activity. Gene Ontology annotation, cellular component: membrane. Gene Ontology annotation, biological process: G protein-coupled receptor signaling pathway. The record is from RefSeq and is a predicted model, not a curated record.